AUGCCUCACGCCAGAGUCCCCGUCUUUGGCGGCAGCUCAAAACCUACCCUGGAAAUAAAACCCAACUCGCCUUUCGUCGUCUUCUAUGGAGAGCCCUCUGAGUCCCAGCCCACCGAUCUGGCUGGCAAGCUGGUCCUCAGCAAUCCAGAGUCAAUGUCUGUCAAAGGCAUCAAGAUGACCCUCAUUGGCAUGAGGAGAAUUGCUUGGCAUACUUCCAAUACCGUCACCCCUCAGCCUAUCAUGAACAAGUGCGAAUUCAUGCGCGAGACCUUGAACCUCUUCCCCGCCGACGGCAACAAGAACAAACCUCACAAAAUCAACGCUGGCUAUCAUGAGUGGGACUUCAAAUUCACCCUCCCCGGUAACACGGACGAGAGUGUCGAAGGCAUCAGCACCAAUUGGAUUGUCUACAACCUCAGCGCCACCGUCGACCGAGGCUACAUGAGCAAGCAAUUGACUGCGAACCAACACAUUCGCAUUAUCAGGACCCUCGGUCGCGAUCUCCUCGAGACGGUGCCAAUGGAACAGAUCAACGAAGAUAUCUGGGCAUCGAAGCUGGCCUACAAGAUCACCAUCCCCCAAAAGAACUACAUCGUCGGCACCGCCGUAAGGGCCGAUUUCAUCCUCGUGCCCCUGCGCAAGGGCGUCGCCAUUGCCACAAUAAAGAUGGAACUACUCGAGACGCGCCAGAUGUUCAUCAACUACGCCGGUCGCAGAGUCAGCCAUACCCAGGAAGUCGUCAUCUGCCAGAAGGAGGGCAACAUGCCAGAAAACUCCGCACGCCUCGUCCCCGAGGGUGUCGAGAACGUUGAUGAGCUCUUCGAUGAGUCGCAUCGCUUCUCCAUGUCCCUCGAUCUUCCCAAGUCGCUCAAGAACUGCAGGCAGUCGGUCGACACCGAGUGGUUACGCGUGACUCACAAGGUGCGCCUGUAUGUCAACCUGCACAAUCCCGAGGGCCAUACCAGCCAGCUUCUCGUGAAGAACCACAUCCACCUGUUCAUUUCGCCCAAUCUCCCUCCGAACGAAGACCAGAGCGUGGUCGUAGAUCACAAUGUGAUCAACUCUGUAGCCAUGCAGGACGAGGCCAAUCGCAAUGCCCCUCCUACGUAUGGCCUACACCAGAUGGACGAGCUCUACCACGAUAUCGACCCCAGUGGUUUCAUGACCCCCGGCGGUCUGCGCAGUCUGGGCACUAGCGGAGCCAACACACCAUUCUACGCACAGAGUCGAACAGGUUCGGCCGAGGAUCUUGCUUCGCUUGACGCAGUUGCCAAUCAGAAUGGCGGCGGGGCGUCUGCGACUGCCUUGCAGCACCGACUCCAAAACCUCAGUCUGAACCAGCACAGCUAUUCGUCUGGUCGCUAUGCCCCUGGCCGACAACAUUCGUCCGGUGGAAGCACACCGCACAAUGGCGCAGUCCAGGCCGAAUCAUCAGGCAGUUAUUUUGGGAAUGUCACGAGCGGUGCCGACUACGAGUACGACAUGGAUGCUCUCACCAGAACCCCCUCGUACAACACUGCUGUGCGUACGCCGGCUGCUGAGACUCCCAUCUCCGAGGUGUUGCCAACCUACGAUUUUGCUACUUCCAGGCCCUCCAGCCCAUCGGGACAGAGAUCAGGACGCGGAUCAGGCCAGGCGAGCCCCGCCCGAGGUGGACUGGACCCUCUGCAGGAGGAGACGCAGCGGAAUACAGAAAUGAACUCGCGCCGAGCGAGUCCUCGAUUGAGCCCGAGGACCAGCGACGAGGAAGGAAGGUAA
Aaosphaeria arxii CBS 175.79 is the source of this 1758-nucleotide messenger RNA. RefSeq lists its product as uncharacterized. Gene Ontology annotation, molecular function: protein-macromolecule adaptor activity; ubiquitin protein ligase binding. Gene Ontology annotation, biological process: ubiquitin-dependent endocytosis. Gene Ontology annotation, cellular component: cytoplasm; plasma membrane; cytosol. The record is from RefSeq and is a predicted model, not a curated record. NCBI's taxonomy places the organism in Eukaryota, Fungi, Ascomycota, Dothideomycetes, Pleosporales. The transcript has 4 exons. The coding region runs from base 1 to 1758 and encodes 585 amino acids.